Messenger RNA from Arachis duranensis, 1388 nucleotides. RefSeq lists its product as uncharacterized. Lineage: Eukaryota; Viridiplantae; Streptophyta; Magnoliopsida; Fabales; Fabaceae. Gene Ontology annotation, cellular component: nucleus. The transcript is spliced from 11 exons. Gene Ontology annotation, molecular function: RNA polymerase III core binding. The record is from RefSeq and is a predicted model, not a curated record. Bases 357 to 1031 code for a protein of 224 amino acids. Gene Ontology annotation, biological process: negative regulation of transcription by RNA polymerase III.
UUCUCUCUCAUCCACCAAUCCAUCUAUCAGUAUUGACUGCAUCUUUUUCAAAUCUAAAAUCAGAAUAGUCGAAUUUCACCGCUUCGAAACCCUUCAAUUUAUCCCCAAAUUUUUGAAAUCCAAAUAAUCUUCGCUGUUCUCAAGUAAUCUCUCAUAAGUCUUCAUCAGAAAACCAAGCAAUCUUCGUCUUCUUCAUUUCUCUGGUACACUUCAAUUCCUUCUUUCUCUCUCGUUUUCUGCAUUCGUGCUUCGCUUUCUCUCUUGUGUUCGCUUCAAAAUUCUGGUUGUUGACUCGUUUGCAAAGACGGAAACUAGGGUUUGUAGCUGUAGUUCUCAUCAUUUGAAGAUCAUUCACGAUGAAGUUCCUCGAGUGUCCUUCCUUGGAUCGGCUUAACGAUUUCUUUGGUGAUUUGAAUUUGGGAGAACGUACUAUCAGAGGAUGCCUUGAAGCUUAUACUUGCAAACAUGCUGGAACAGAUAAAAAACUCUCUAUCAGUUUGGAGAAUGAGAUGCUUGAACUUAUUGAGAAAUCAUCUAGCCCUGAUUCUCCCCCGCCGGACGACAUGUUAUUAACCAGAUCCAGCCGAAGGACAUUGAUUUACCUUAUUCUUACCUUGUAUCACAUGUAUCCGGACUAUGACUUCAGUGCAGUCAAAGCUCACCAGUUUUUCACAGAGGAAUCAUGGGACAAUUUUAAGCUUAUCUUUGACACCUACAUGAUUGAAGCCUCAAAGGAAUGGGAUGAAACUGUUGGGGAUGUUUCUCUCCUGGACACAUUGUACAUGGCUCUUGAUGAGGUUGUGAAGUUAGGGGAUUGCGAAAUUUAUGGUUAUGUUCCCGACUCUGAAGCUGAUCCGUUAGUGGAAAAAGGAGCAAUAUGGUCCUUUAAUUUCCUCUUUUACAAUAGAAAGCUAAAACGCGUUGUGACUUUCCGUUUCAGUUGUUUUAGUAACUUGGUUGCUGAUGGAUUUCUUAUGGAUGGAGUACUCAACGAGGGUGAUGAUGAAAUAUUUGCUGACAUGGAUAUAUGAGUCAACACUGCAUAUAUUAUGCUAGUUUGUCAAGACCCCCUUGACGUCCCAUGUGUUUAUCUGAUCAGUUUCCAGUUCUCGUGUUUAGUUCUGUAAAAUAAAGCAAAUCUAUGUGAAGCUUGAGUGGUAGAUCUAGCAUUUGUAUCAUCUUAUGUGCAUAUUGUAGAGUCAGUAUGUGUGUCGUUCUCUUAUAUGCACAUAGUUAGAUUCCGAAUCUGAAUCGAGUUGUUUGUAGAUAACUAAUCCUAGUUAGCACAUCUCUGGUGUGUAAAUAACAGAUAUUUCCUUGGUUGGAAGUGGAGCAAUGAUCGUUGGAUAUAUGUUUAUCUUCUUCUGAAAAGAAUGCUUUCUUUGUUC